AUGGGCAUCAAGGGCUUGACGGCGCUGAUCAACGAGCAUGCGCCCAAGGCGAUCACAGAACAUGACAUCAAGACACUCUUCGGCCGCAAGGUCGCCAUAGACGCGUCGAUGUCGAUAUACCAGUUCCUCAUCGCUGUUCGUCAAAAGGACGGCGAGAUGCUUACGAACGACUCUGGAGAAACGACGAGUCAUCUCAUGGGUUUCUUCUAUCGGACUAUACGGAUAGUCGAAAACGGCAUCAAGCCAGCGUACAUAUUCGACGGGAAACCCCCUGAGCUCAAGUCUGGAGUACUUGCCAAACGCUUUGAAAAGCGAGAAGAGGCGAAGGAAGAGGGCGAGGAGGCGAAAGAAACGGGGACAGCUGAAGACAUGGAUCGGUUCUCUCGACGGACUGUGAAGGUCACAAGAGAGCACAACGAAGAAUGCCGCAAGUUGCUCCGCUUGAUGGGUAUUCCCGUUGUUGUGGCACCAUCUGAAGCAGAAGCGCAAUGUGCCGAGCUCGCACGAGGCGGCAAGGUGUAUGCCGCCGGCUCCGAGGAUAUGGAUACCCUGACAUUCAACGCUCCAAUACUACUUCGGCAUUUGACGUUCUCAGAAGCCAAGAAAACACCUAUAUCCGAAAUCAACCUUGCGAAGGCGCUGGAGGGUCUUCAGAUGGACAUGAGUCAGUUCAUAGACCUUUGUAUCCUGCUGGGGUGCGACUACCUCGAGCCGAUCAAAGGCGUAGGUCCCAAGACCGCGUUGAAACUCAUACGGGAGCAUGGCGGGCUUGCAGGGGUGAUGGAACAUCUGCGCGAGAAGGGCAAGGGUAAAGGCGGCGUUCAGAUUCCGGAAUAUUGGCCGUGGGAGGAGGCGAAGAAGUUAUUCGAAAAGCCCGAUGUUGAACCUGCUGACGAGGUCCAACUAGAGUGGAAGAACCCGGAUGUGGAGGGUCUCGUACAAUUCCUUGUCGUUGAAAAGGGAUUCAACGAAGAGCGCGUCCGUAAAGGCGCAGAGAAACUUACCAAAUUCCUGAACGCCAAGCAACAAGGUCGUCUCGAUGGCUUCUUCACCGUCCAACCGAAGAAGUCGCCACAGAAAGCGCCUCCGAAAGGCAAAUCCAAGGAAGCCGGAACAAAACGCAAGGUGCGUCUUGGCAACGUCAUGUUCCGUUGA
Messenger RNA from Punctularia strigosozonata HHB-11173 SS5, 1155 nucleotides. RefSeq names its product PIN domain-like protein. Gene Ontology annotation, molecular function: 5'-flap endonuclease activity; 5'-3' exonuclease activity; DNA binding. The transcript has 11 exons. NCBI's taxonomy places the organism in Eukaryota, Fungi, Basidiomycota, Agaricomycetes, Corticiales, Punctulariaceae. Bases 1 to 1155 code for a protein of 384 amino acids. Gene Ontology annotation, cellular component: nucleus; cytoplasm. The record is from RefSeq and is a predicted model, not a curated record.